AUGGUUCAAAAGUCUUUGAAACACAUGGAAAAAGUCGGUGCUCUAUCCGCCGAAACAAAAAAAGGCAGUUUAGAUGCACAUACAGAGUCCAAACCCUCGGCAUCAGAAGCAGUACAAUCGGCAUUCGACUCACUAAUGCAUUCAGCUGCCAUACAUACUAUCACUAAGGAACAGUCAACACCAUUUUUGGAAUCUCCGUUUGUUCAGAUUCAAGCCCAAGUCAGAAUUUGCAUAUCACCAUCAUUUAUUACUACACCGCUGGAAGGUGUCAAAAACUAUCUCAAUACUUUUAUUAUGCGUUAUAUUGCUGAGCUAGAUGGAGUUGUAUUGGCCUAUGAGAAUGUAAAACUUGUUACUAAAAACGGUCAUAUUAUGAACGAAAGCCCAUUUAUAUUCUUCAACGCUCAAGCCAAAUUCACAUUGUUUUCUCCCAAAGUUGGAUCGAUACUUUAUGGUGUUGUCAACAAAGUUUCGCCAGAUCACAUCGGCUUGCUUGUGUACGGUGUAUUCAAUACAUCCAUUCCUUCAAGCCAUAUUUGCAACAAAAAGUUUAGCUGGGACGCUGAAGGUUAUGCAUGGAAAUUUGAAUCUGCGAUUGAUCACUCCACAAUGUUCAUUGCUACCAACUCGAUCAUCAAAUUUUCCGUAGACAGUCUAAUUACUGCCAAUAAAAUGCUUGCCAUCUCUGGAUCUUUGACUAGUCAUCCGACGGAUACCGGCGUGAUUGAUUCGACUGGCCUGCCUAUGCCUACUGUACUUCAACCCGUCGAAUUUGGAAAUGACAUGACUGGUGUCGAAACUGUUCAACCUACGCACUUUGUAUUCAAUGAUGAAGUGGAUGAGCCGGUUGAAGAAUGUAUCAAAGACCAUGAUACACCUACUCACCAUGAAAUAGACACUAAGGAACAAAGUAUCGAUAUAUCAGUUCAGCCUGCCAAACCCAAAACAAUCAAAUCUUCAAGCUCAAAAAGAAAGCGUGACAAUAAGCUAGAAUCUACGUUGUCGACCACACCGAAAAAAAAGAGCAAGAAUACGAAUGUAGCUCACACUUCUGAUGAUAAACUGCUUAAUUCUGCUGCUGGAUAA
This is a messenger RNA of Batrachochytrium dendrobatidis JAM81, 1086 nucleotides long. RefSeq names its product DNA-directed RNA polymerase I subunit RPA43. Bases 1 to 1086 code for a protein of 361 amino acids. The record is from RefSeq and is a predicted model, not a curated record. Gene Ontology annotation, biological process: DNA-templated transcription initiation; DNA-templated transcription. Lineage: Eukaryota; Fungi; Chytridiomycota; Chytridiomycetes; Rhizophydiales. The transcript has 4 exons. Gene Ontology annotation, cellular component: RNA polymerase I complex.